Messenger RNA from Ostrinia furnacalis (Asian corn borer), 2805 nucleotides. RefSeq names its product GTP-binding protein 2. Gene Ontology annotation, molecular function: GTP binding; translation elongation factor activity; GTPase activity. The record is from RefSeq and is a predicted model, not a curated record. The transcript has 19 exons. Gene Ontology annotation, biological process: translational elongation. NCBI's taxonomy places the organism in Eukaryota, Metazoa, Arthropoda, Insecta, Lepidoptera, Crambidae. The coding region runs from base 72 to 2750 and encodes 892 amino acids.
CUUAUGCGGAUUGAAGUUAGUCAUUAUUGUUUUUGUGUGAAAAGUGAUUUGUGAAAAAACUGUUUUUAGCCAUGGAUUCCUUCUUCAGCCUGUUCGACCCUUCGGACGGAGCCAACAAGGGCCAGAGCAGGAAGAAACACCGCACAGAGCAGGACAACGUCAAGAAGAAAGCUGACGCGCACGCGCCGCCUAAAGGCAGACGCCGAGGCCGCCGCAGCCAUAAGAACGAAACCCUCCCAGAGGAAUCGUCGUUCCUCUGCGAGCCUGAGCUCAGCACUGAUCUGCUGGUGAAGGACGGCAGCUAUAUCGAGAGCUACAUCGAGGUCAACAAGAAGGAUGAAGACAAAGACGACAAGAAGCCCAAAAGGCGCAACUCCGGCCGCAAGAAUCGACGGAAAAAGAACAAAAUAUCUCCAGCAAAAGACUUACCUUCAUCACAAGCUUGGACCGAAGACCCAAACCCUACUAGCUGGAACAACCAGUCCUCAGUAUCUAAAAUUUGCGACGAAAAUAUCGGAAAAAACGUCAACGAUCUAACUGACAAAAGUAAUAAGAAAGAAGACUACGACAAAACUGUCUAUAAGGUGAUAGAUAAGUUAGAAAAAGUGGGGCUAAAAGAUGACAUGUAUUUGGCGGGAGAUUUCAAUACGGAGGAGUUGGAGAAUGACUUCUUUUAUAGUUCUGAUGAUUUGGAGGACUCUUUUGAUGACACGUCGUCAGAACCUGACGAUUCAAGCGAGGAAGUGUACGGCAGUCUACCACCAGAGCCUCGCUUCGGGAACGUGGAGUACAAACUACAGCUCGUAGCGCCGUGCGAGAGAAGAUUCCAGCAUUUGGUGACACAGCUAAAAUGGCGUCUCCGCUCCGGCGGCGGUAGCGCAGUCUACGUGUUAGGCGUCCGCGAUUGCGGAGCGCUUCGAGGACUCCGAGCGAGAGCCCUCAGGGCCUCGCUGCACUCUCUCCGCAAGAUGGCGGCCACACUGGACGCGACUCUGACGCACGUGACGGCGAGACGCGUGGCGCCGCACCGCGCCGUCGCCGAGGUCUACGUCAGGAAGCUAGCGGACACACAACAAAGCGUGGAACUAAGAGUAGCAGUAAUGGGAGCGAACGAAGCCGGCAAGUCCACCCUCGUAGGAGUGCUAACUCAGGGUGAAUUGGACAACGGCCGAGGCAGUGCUCGUCUGAACAUGUUCCGGCACUUGCAUGAAGUUAAGAGCGGUCGCACUUCUUCACUUAGCCACGAGAUACUCGGCUUCGAUGCUCAGGGUAACGUGGUGAACUACGGAUGUUCGGAACUGAUGACAGCGGAGCGUAUUGGCGAGAGAUCUGCCAAGCUGGUGUCUUUCCUGGAUCUAGCAGGACACAGCAAGUAUCAGCGGACUACGCUACACGGGCUGUCUGGGUACUGUCCACAUUGGGCCAUGCUGCUGAUAUCAGCCACAGCCGGUAUCACCCGCAUAACAGAGGAGCACCUAGGGCUCCUGCUAGCGCUGGACCUGCCUUUCUUCGCCGUCGUCUCCAAGUGCGACAUCGCCGCGGCCGGCGUGCAGCCCGCGCUGCGACGGUUGGCCGAGCUGCUCAGACCACACGGGAAGAAACCAUUCCUGAUCACUGAUGAGAACUUAGCGCGGAACUGCGUGGCGCCACAGAACUUGAUACUGGACACCAUAGACAACGGGGAGGAUGGGGCGCCCGUGCAAAAGGAGGAGGAAUCACCUCUAGAAAGGGUGUGCGUGUUUCCCGUAUCGUGCGUGCGUGGGAGCGGUCUCAAUGCGCUACACGCUUACCUACUAGCGCUACAGCCGCCGAAUGCUAGGCACACCGCGCUACACGAAAGCUGCGAGUUCCAAAUCGACGAGAUUUUCCACGUGGGGGAUACAGCGGGGCCAGUUGUAGGUGGACUUAUGACGCGAGGACAACUGUACGAAGGCGAUCGCCUCAUCAUCGGUCCAUUCGAAACGGGCGAGUUCCGUCAGAUAUCAGUCCGCACAAUCUACCGCAACCGCGCUCGUUGCGGUGGCGUGCGAGCGGGACAUUGUGCCAGCCUCGGGCUCGCGCUCCCGCCGGGACAAGGGUCUGUCAGGCUGCGAGCGGGAAUGGUGCUGUUGGGAGCUCCCGAGGGAGACGCCAAGCCGGUCAAGUUUGGCGCUUGCGUGGGCGCUUGCAAGAGCAAUGACCAGGCUAAAGAAAUAGUGCUAAACCAUCAACAGAACGCCAAAGACAAGAAGAAUCGCAAAAACGUUCGCCGGAAAAACAAGAACCUACUCCAAGACCUGGCCAACGUCGAGAACUGCCUGACGAAGGCCAUAGACAACGACCAGAACAUCUACAAGUCGGACAGCGAGAGCGUGGACAAGAUAGAGGAUGCUUAUAGAUCUGACAGUGAAGGCGAGAAGGACAAAUCGGACGGGGAGUGCACCUGCCGAGACGCGGUCUUACUGGAAGACCCCAACAAUCCAAGGGGCUGCAUAUUCUUCCAGGCGUCAGUGCACGUGCUAAGGCACUCCACAGCGAUUUAUCCUGGUUUCCAAUGCACAGUGCACGUUGGAAACGUGCGACAGACUGCUAUCAUCGAGGGCAUCCUGUCCCGCAAUAACGAGGUGCGAGCGGGAAGCGGCGCGUCGCUCGUGUUCCGUUUCACGCGCAAUCCUGAAUACCUGGUCACGGGCCGGCGGCUGCUGCUUACGGCGGGACAGGGGACCAGAGGCAUUGGGAGAGUGACGCAAGUAUUCCCCUACGUCCCUUGAGCGACAUAACUGAACAUGUCAGGAAUAAACUGAAUUAUUAUUUUGCCGAUCGGCA